Messenger RNA from Vigna radiata var. radiata (mung bean), 1099 nucleotides. RefSeq names its product cyclin-dependent kinase inhibitor 7. Gene Ontology annotation, cellular component: nucleus. The record is from RefSeq and is a predicted model, not a curated record. Gene Ontology annotation, molecular function: cyclin-dependent protein serine/threonine kinase inhibitor activity. NCBI's taxonomy places the organism in Eukaryota, Viridiplantae, Streptophyta, Magnoliopsida, Fabales, Fabaceae. Gene Ontology annotation, biological process: negative regulation of cyclin-dependent protein serine/threonine kinase activity. The transcript is spliced from 4 exons. Bases 532 to 1080 code for a protein of 182 amino acids.
CGAAGAUGACGGUUUCAUUAGAAGCGCAUGAUUCUUAUUUUUUUACUACAAAAUCAACGUUGCUUUGUUUGUAGUGAAUAAUUUAGAGGGUAAUCCCAGCUCAUCCUUGAUCUGUCUUAAUCUUAUUCCUGUUUGGUGUAAGACGCGGAUAUGGCCACACAAGGGCGCAGGGUACAAACUUGAAUAACGGCGCGGUCAGAUUCCCCGUCAUUGUUAACAGAAACUAGGCCACCACCACACUUGCCAGCAGCACCACUAAGAAAAAGCAAUUACCUAAUCCCAACCGUUGAAGCCCUUUCGUCGUUAUCACAAUUUCGUCGUCUCCGUACUACACGCGCGCACCAACUUACUACGCUCACUCACGCCACACCUCCUUCAUUCCCUCACUCUCUCUCUUACAUUACCAAACUAAACCCCAAAAAAACGCACAACGCAACGCAACAUCGCGCACACCAACACCUGAAUAGGUAUCACCUCGCGAGAGGACGCAACAUUAGUUGUAGUACUUAAAGGGACUCACAGUGCACAUCAAUGCUUGCUCAGGUCGGUGUCAGGACACGCGCUCCAGCCGCAUUAGCCAUGGAACCUGACACUUCAGCUCGACCAACUCCCAAGAGAAAGACCAUCACCCACACCAACCAAGACCCACCUAAAUCCUCCAAGUCUCCCAAAACCACUUUACGCUGCCUCAGCCCUACCUCAGCUGAAAUUCCUGCCUCUUGCUGCUCCAACAAUGGAUCCACCAGCCUUGAUGAGGACAUGAUCAAACUCUUAGAUCUGGAGGUGGAGAGCGCGCGAGUUGAAACGUCGACGUUCAAUGGUGCUGCACAUAUUGAAGGGAAAGAGAUGAAUCGUUCCAGCAAACUUCUCGAAAAUUCGGAGGAGACAGAGUCAGUGGAGAUGAUUUCUUGUCGUGCCUCGUCAAGGGCUCGAACCAUGCCAACCGAGUCGGAGCUGGAAGAAUUUUUCGUUACGGCCGAGAAAGACAUUCAGAAACGAUUUCAAGAUAAGUACAAUUAUGACGUUGUUAAGGAUAUGCCGCUGGAAGGACGUUAUGAGUGGGUUGAGUUGAAACCAUGAAGGUGUGGUCGCCACCUAA